AUGAGCAACUUUCUAUCACCAACACAGAUGAUGAAAACUCCUCACAAUACUACUGAAACUAAAGCAUCACCACCAAAGCUUCGUAAAUCUGCAAUAGAGAUACAGGAAAGUCCAGAAUCCAUCUGUGACAGUGAAAAGAGCCACAAGCGGUUGCAUGAGGACACAUCAAAUUCUGGACCUAUAGCUAAAUAUCCUAGACUAGAUCCCACUACAGCACCAAAGGCUCGACUAUCUCUUUUUAACUGUGAGAGACUUAAAGAAAUUCUUUCAGCAAAAUCUUUCUAUGGUAAAACAAAUCCUCAAUUAAACACUAACAUUACGGCUAAGUUAUCUCAAGCUAUACAAGCUACAGCCACUCACAAGCACAGACCAUUCCGCUCUCAUACAAACAGGCGAAAGCGUCAACCAGGUCAGAUAAAUAUGGGUGUCAAGCACAAGAUUCGAAAGCCAAAACCCCUUAAGAAAGCAACUGUGAAGAGCAAUGAGAUUGUGCUAAACCAGUCCACAGCUACGGUUUCCACUACUAAAGACAUGUCAAUGAGUGCAAAUACAUCCCAGGAAAUGGAGCAUGAUAAAACAGAUCCAUUUGGCUCAGAGAAGCAAACUAUAGAAGCCCUACUCAGCCAAUGGACAGAAGAGGAUGUACCUGAAACGGAAUUGGUUCGCACUGAACUGCCAUGUUUCAACAGCACUGUUAUUGAAGCUACAAAUCCAAUAUUUCAACCAGUCAUCGCCGUGCCGGUUAAUAGCACAUUACCUCAAGACGAGGCUGUGAUUGUUGAAAUUGGAGCUCAAGGGCUGUCUACCCAAGUACCAAGUACAAUUCAAUUGCCAGCAAGUUCAGUUGAAAAUCCAUCAAGUUCUGAUCAGAUGCCAACAACUUCAGUUCAGUUGUCAGUGAAUUCUAUUCAAGUAACAUCAGGCUCUGAUGUAAUGGAUGUUGAGAAUACUGCUUUAAACAGUGCUAAUCUUAAUAAUCACCUACUGUCUGAUGGAAAUUAUAUUGUGGUUGAUGGAGUUGUUGUACCAGGUCAACAAGAAAUCCCAGAUUUAGACGAAAUAGAGCGAGAGAUAAGAAUGUUGGACGAACAGAUACUGAAAAUGGCCGAAUGCAACAACAUUAAUGCCGAGGCAGUGCUCGCCUCAACCGAAUCUACUCUAGAUACACAACCAUCAAAGUCACCGGCAAAGGAAAACGCGACAAAAUUAUUCCCGAUCUUCACAAAACCAAACUCGGGAUUAACAAAUCCUGUACCAAAAGAUUCAACAGAGAAAAGAAAGAAAAUUCUCAAGACUGGGCUAGAUCAGUACAUAAUAGAUGCUGGUCAAAAGAAAUUCGGUGCGAUCCAGUGCACGGAAUGUGGCGUAAUUUAUCAGAUUGGCGAUCCUCAAGAUGAGCACGACCAUCUAGUCCAUCACAAUGCUGUUGAUGUUCUUAAAUUCAAUAUGACUGAGCGUAAGAAAAGCCUUUUCGUAGCUGAAACUCCUCCAAAACAAGAGUCCUUGACGAAGCAUAGAACUUUAGCUGUUGUGGAUAGUGAAAGCGACAGCGAUGACUGCGACCUAGGUAUUAUCAGUACCCUGGAUUCAAGUUCCUGCGACGAAAAUGAUCCAAAAACCCCUGAAAAGUCUAUUUGGCAUGGGACUAGAAGUAACUCUCGCAGGCUGAACCAGACAACAGACUUGAAGAACUUCUUAAAAUCUCCCUUUACCCUGAAGAAGUAUCAAACUAGGUAUUCUUGUCCAGAAAAAUGUACAAGCUCCCUAUCAACACCAGCAACACCCCACUUUCAAAACCACCCUGGUACACCUUCAUCCACUCAUUCCUGCACCAGUGUUCACACCACUUCAUCUACCUCAAGCCGAGCACGAAAGAGUCUUGCUGGCCUUAUAGCAGAUACAGAGAGCUGCAGUAGCUCUUUAAAAGAUCUGAACUUUGACACAGACUCAGGCACUGACUCUAAAGAGAACACACCUACUAAAUCUCUACGACGAUCAAAACACACACACAAAAUGACACCAAAAUUGCAGAGCUUCAAAGGUGUUUUGAUGGAACAGAAAAAAAAUGACUCUCCAAUCAAGACAGCUGUGGUCUGCCUAACAAAAAUGGACAUGAGCAACUUUCUAUCACCAACACAGAUGAUGAAAACUCCUCACAAUACUACUGAAACUAAAGCAUCACCACCAAAGCUUCGUAAAUCUGCAAUAGAGAUACAGGAAAGUCCAGAAUCCAUCUGUGACAGUGAAAAGAGCCACAAGCGGUUGCAUGAGGACACAUCAAAUUCUGGACCUAUAGCUAAAUAUCCUAGACUAGAUCCCACUACAGCACCAAAGGCUCGACUAUCUCUUUUUAACUGUGAGAGACUUAAAGAAAUUCUUUCAGCAAAAUCUUUCUAUGGUAAAACAAAUCCUCAAUUAAACACUAACAUUACGGCUAAGUUAUCUCAAGCUAUACAAGCUACAGCCACUCACAAGCACAGACCAUUCCGCUCUCAUACAAACAGGCGAAAGCGUCAACCAGGUCAGAUAAAUAUGGGUGUCAAGCACAAGAUUCGAAAGCCAAAACCCCUUAAGAAAGCAACUGUGAAGAGCAAUGAGAUUGUGCUAAACCAGUCCACAGCUACGGUUUCCACUACUAAAGACAUGUCAAUGAGUGCAAAUACAUCCCAGGAAAUGGAGCAUGAUAAAACAGAUCCAUUUGGCUCAGAGAAGCAAACUAUAGAAGCCCUACUCAGCCAAUGGACAGAAGAGGAUGUACCUGAAACGGAAUUGGUUCGCACUGAACUGCCAUGUUUCAACAGCACUGUUAUUGAAGCUACAAAUCCAAUAUUUCAACCAGUCAUCGCCGUGCCGGUUAAUAGCACAUUACCUCAAGACGAGGCUGUGAUUGUUGAAAUUGGAGCUCAAGGGCUGUCUACCCAAGUACCAAGUACAAUUCAAUUGCCAGCAAGUUCAGUUGAAAAUCCAUCAAGUUCUGAUCAGAUGCCAACAACUUCAGUUCAGUUGUCAGUGAAUUCUAUUCAAGUAACAUCAGGCUCUGAUGUAAUGGAUGUUGAGAAUACUGCUUUAAACAGUGCUAAUCUUAAUAAUCAGUUACUGUCUGAUGGAAAUUAUAUCGUGGUUGAUGGAGUUGUUGUACCAGGUCAACAAGAAAUCCCAGAUUUAGACGAAAUAGAGCGAGAGAUAAGAAUGUUGGACGAACAGAUACUGAAAAUGGCCGAAUGCAACAACAUUAAUGCCGAGGCAGUGCUCGCCUCAACCGAAUCUACUCUAGAUACACAACCAUCAAAGUCACCGGCAAAGGAAAACGCGACAAAAUUAUUCCCGAUCUUCACAAAACCAAACUCGGGAUUAACAAAUCCUGUACCAAAAGAUUCAACAGAGAAAAGAAAGAAAAUUCUCAAGACUGGGCUAGAUCAGUACAUAAUAGAUGCUGGUCAAAAGAAAUUCGGUGCGAUCCAGUGCACGGAAUGUGGCGUAAUUUAUCAGAUUGGCGAUCCUCAAGAUGAGCACGACCAUCUAGUCCAUCACAAUGCUGUUGAUGUUCUUAAAUUCAAUGGCUUAAAAGACGAGUACUUAGUCGAACAGACCCCGACGGGUCGUAUUAUCCGGGUGAGAGGGGGUGAUCCUGGCUGGAAGAAGGUCCUGUCGGUGCUGGACAGGGUGGUCCACCCUCAGUUGGGUUACAGCUCUCAUUUACCCGGGGAUGUUUACAGCUACACCGCGUAUAUAUAUGUAGAAAAGAAGCAAAUAAUCGGUUGUCUGGUUGUUGAACCUAAAUCUAGAGCUUACAAGUUGCUUCCUGGCGAGCCAGAUUGCUGUACCGUAGAGGACUACCCAGUUAAGUGCGGCGUAUCGCGAAUAUGGACGCACGCAAAAUUCCGCAGACGCGGUGUCGCCGUGCGCAUGUUGGAAUGCGCGCGCGCAUCUUACUUCUACGGAAUGGCUUUGACACGCGAUGAACUUGCCUUUUCUUCGCCCACGCCGUCGGGCAAAGCCUUAGCUACUAAGUAUUGCGGUACGGAAAAUUUCUACGUGUAUUUGAAUUAG
Molecule: messenger RNA, 4050 nt
Organism: Leptosia nina
Lineage: Eukaryota; Metazoa; Arthropoda; Insecta; Lepidoptera; Pieridae
Source: the annotation of a GenBank genome assembly